GAGAGAGAGAGAGAGAGAGAGAGAGAGAGAGAGAGUAUAAUGCUGAUGCAAAUGCAGGGCCCUGUGAUGGGUGGAAGAGGAGGAUGGACGGUGGUGAUCGUGAUGAUGAUGAUGAUGAUGAUGAUGAUGAUGACUUGCACGGUGGGAAGUCUGGUGAAAGUGGGAGGAGCAAAUGGGUGGAAUCAGAACGUUAAUUACACUCAAUGGUCCGCUCAUCAACAUGUCUACGUCGGCGAUUGGCUCUACUUUGUGUUCGACAAAAGGUAUUACAAUGUUCUGGAGGUGAACAAGACGAGUUACGAGAAGUGCAAUGACAAAGGGUUCAUCACCAACAUCACUCGUGGUGGACGAGACGUGUAUGAAGUGAAAGAGGCAAGGCCAUAUUACUUCCUGUCGAGUGGAGGCUACUGCUACCAUGGAAUGAGAGUGUGCGUGAUGGUCCAGCAACUCCCACCCCCUCCAGCAUCAGCUCCUGCCCAAAACGCUGCUUCUUAUCAUAUAUUAAUGGCGGCCAAUGUGUUUUCACCAAUCUUUCUGCUUUCCAUGGCUUUGGUGUGGGCUACCUCUUGCUCUCUUUGAUAAAGAUGCUUUAUUUUGGAGUUGGAGGGUUUUGAGACAUCCGUACCAAUAAAUCAAAAAAAAAAAAAAAAAAAAAA
Molecule: messenger RNA, 656 nt
Organism: Ziziphus jujuba (common jujube)
Lineage: Eukaryota; Viridiplantae; Streptophyta; Magnoliopsida; Rosales; Rhamnaceae
Product: early nodulin-like protein 20
Exons: 2
Coding region: 40-579 (179 amino acids)
Cellular component (GO): plasma membrane
Molecular function (GO): electron transfer activity
Source: RefSeq, a predicted model, not a curated record